This is a messenger RNA of Penaeus indicus, 409 nucleotides long. Its product is annotated as fatty acid-binding protein-like. The annotation marks the transcript as partial. Gene Ontology annotation, cellular component: nucleus; cytosol. The transcript has 3 exons. Gene Ontology annotation, biological process: fatty acid transport. The record is from RefSeq and is a predicted model, not a curated record. Lineage: Eukaryota; Metazoa; Arthropoda; Malacostraca; Decapoda; Penaeidae. Gene Ontology annotation, molecular function: fatty acid binding.
CAAAGAAGCUUUUUUUGAACUGACAAAAGUCUUUUCUUCCACAGAGAAAGACACCGGCGAGAUGGUACAAUUCGAAGGCAAAUAUAAACAUGACAGGGACGAGAACUUUGAAGCCAUCUUAGAAAAGUCAGGAGCUGGUUUCCUGAUGCGCAAAGUAGCGACCAAAGCCAAGCCCAGCAUCGAAGUGGGCAUCGAAGGGGACACUUGGACGAUUCAAAUGGUGGCAGCAGUUAAGACGAUGACGUGGAAGUUCAAACUGGGCGAAGAGACGGAAAUAGAGACGCCGGAAGGGAAGAAUAAGGUGAUGUUCGAACUGGACGGCAACAAGCUGACCCAGAGACCUGUGAACAAGGAUAAUAAUAAGGCUAUGCUAAUCGAAAGGGAGUUCACGGACGAGGGUGUAAGCCAG